This is a messenger RNA of Spodoptera litura, 2847 nucleotides long. RefSeq names its product Vesicular glutamate transporter (gene VGlut). Lineage: Eukaryota; Metazoa; Arthropoda; Insecta; Lepidoptera; Noctuidae. Gene Ontology annotation, cellular component: synaptic vesicle membrane; excitatory synapse. The record is from RefSeq and is a predicted model, not a curated record. Gene Ontology annotation, biological process: transmembrane transport; regulation of synapse structure or activity; neurotransmitter loading into synaptic vesicle. Gene Ontology annotation, molecular function: neurotransmitter transmembrane transporter activity; L-glutamate transmembrane transporter activity.
ACCUAUAAUAAAGUGUAAUUAAAAUAUUACAAGCUGUAGAUAAGGUGUACCUAACGAGAAUGUUUAAUUCAAGCACCGGCUGUGAUUCGUCGGAGUUCAGCUACGUCCGUACACGUAGCGGCCAAUGACGGCCGGGGCUACGCGCAGCCGUAGCGCUACAGCAUAGAGGCGCGCGGGGAGCUACACGAUCGACAGACGCUACAGCGGAGCUGCUACGCCAGGGAACUGAAAAAUGUGUUAGUGAAGAGUGUCAUUUGAUGUGGGACGUGGGACCGGCAUCAUGCAGGGGCUCCAUGCCGCGAAGGAGAAGGCCUCGGGGCUCUUUGCCAACAAGCCCCUUCUGUUCAAAAAUACUCAAUAUGAGAACUUUCAAGUUGAUCAGAAGGGUUACGACCAGAUGUACGAUGGUGAAGAUUUGGAAACACCACCAUCUCCUGACCGACCUCCACCGCGACCUAUAGACAAGUACGUGCGAGCGGAAUGUCCGUGUCUCAGCGCUCGUUAUACCGUGGCGUUGCUCGCCUGCUUCGGCUUCAGCAUCAUGUUCGGCAUGCGAUGCAACAUGAGCAUGGCGAAGCUCAAGAUGACUGAAAAACAAUCCCAAAACUCGUCAGACAAAGCUCCUUUCGAAUGGACUGUUAGCGUGGAGUCCUCAAUAGACUCGUCGUACUUCGCCGGGUACCUCAUCACUCAAGUGCCGGGCGGUUUCCUCGCCUCCAUGUACCCAGCCAACAAGAUCUUCGGGGCGGCCAUUGUGACGUCAGCUAUUUUCAACAUGGCCAUACCUGGAGCGAUGUCUGUGGGACCUGCAGCUGUUGUCAUCUUGAAAAUAGCUCAAGGAUUUGUCGAGGGUGUGACGUAUCCCUCAUGCCAUGGUAUCUGGCGCAUGUGGGCACCCCCAUUGGAGCGUUCCCGAUUGGCAACCCUUGCGUUCUGUGGCACAUACGCCGGCAUUGUUAUCGGCAUGCCACUGUCCGGGUUGCUCACAGACUACAUCAGCUGGCAGGCGCCAUUCUACUUUUAUGGCGUGUCGGGUGUUAUUUGGUACGUACUAUGGCUGUGGCUGGUAUUUGAAAGGCCCAGCAAGCAUCCCACUAUCGCCUCCAAAGAGCUGACGUACAUCGAGCAGUCACUCGGCACUGCCACUCAGGCUGCCAUGCCCGGCUUCUGGUCAACACCCUGGAAGGCUUUCGCUACUUCCCCACCGGUGUACGCUAUUAUUGUAGCGAACUUCUGCAGAACGUGGAACUUCUGUUUACUAGUUAUAUUCCAGUCGUCCUAUUUCAACACGAGGUUCAACAUGCAGAUCACAGAGUCUGGGUUUGUUGGCGCCAUCCCGCAUUUAAUAAUGACGUCACUGGUGCCUAUUGGCGGCAUGAUGGCAGAUUACUUGCGUAAGAACAACAUCAUGUCCACAACUACUGUCAGGAAACUAUUCAACUGCGGAGGAUUUGGACUGGAGGCAUUCUUUUUCGUACUCGUCGCCUAUGCUAAUAACAAGUAUGUGGCGACAAUAGAACUGACCCUAGGCGUCGCAUGCAGUGGUUUUGCCAUAUCAGGCUACAACGUAAACCAUCUCGACAUCGCUCCAAGGUACGCCUCCAUUCUGAUGGGGCUCUCCAACGGCAUCGGCACAAUCGCUGGUUUUGUCGUACCCAUAGUAAUCGACUACAUGACGCAAGAAAAGAAUCAACUGGAAAAAGCCAUAACCGAGUGGCGUGCAGUAUUCCUGAUGGGUGCCACCGUUCACUUCGUCGGCAUUACCAUAUACGCAAUCUUCGCAUCAGGAGAGUUGCAACCAUGGGCGGAGACUGCUGUGGACGAGCCACAGGCCAUGAAAUCCUUAGACCAUGAAACAACAUUCACGGAGAAACCAUCAGCGCCUUUGAAGGGUUCUGAUCAAGCUGGGUAUGGAGCAAUAGCGCCUCCGCGACCCCCGGCGCCUGGAGCGCAUGUACCCAACAACCCCUUCGUGUCGGGUGCGCUAUACCAAGCUGAACCCAUCCAGCCACCAGCGCACGACUACUACGAUGGACCUACCGCACAAGAACAACACUAUGUUGAGUAGAGAUCCAAUUUUGUUGGACAACACAUCUUUUAUUUCACUCUUACUUUUAUAUGGCGACCUACAACACUUUAUAAAUUUGGCAAAAUUUUAUGAAAUCCUGAAAAAUUAUUAAUUACUGAACUUAAGAUUAUAGCCGAAUCUCUUGAAUAUGAAUCGCUUUAUAAAAGUAGAUGGAAUGUAGAUUUGUUGGUCCAAUAACAGAGUAAUCUCUCAUAUUAAUGGUAAUAGGUAAAUAAAUUAUAAUACUUAAUAAUUAUUGUGUCAUCAGUUCCCGGGAUAGCGACUCGUCGUGCGGCUCAUAUUUUUAUAGGAACAGUAUAAUAAAUGGUUCUCAUUGUUAGCUUGUAUGUUAAAUGCGUCGUUUAGCGUUUAGGCGUAAAUUGGUUUGUUUUAACAAAAUAAAGUCUUGGUGUUUCUGUUACAUAAUUAUAAAGUUGUUACAACUCUGAGCUUCUCACUACAUGUCUCGCUUCAGUUUACGUCUACCUGCAUCCACUCAUGUACCUGUUUGAUUUACAUUUGUACGUGUACAGGUGUAUAUACCUUAUAUUGGCAUAUCACAGUAGACAUAUUUAACUUUGUUACUGAAUGGUUUAGCUUAGUAAUCAACUUACACUUAGUUUCGCGCCAUGAUAUCGUACUUAAUAAAUUAUGGUUACUAUAACAUUUCUAGUCCUUGUUAUCUAAGUUUCAUAAAACUGUUGUAAAAUGUUUAUAAAUAUUUACGAAAUAAUUAAAUUGUUCAAAUUUAGAAUUGUACCUAUUUAAUUGGAUGCGUA